This is a messenger RNA of Spirodela intermedia, 398 nucleotides long. The record is from the annotation of a GenBank genome assembly. Lineage: Eukaryota; Viridiplantae; Streptophyta; Magnoliopsida; Alismatales; Araceae.
AUGCGGACUUCAAAAGCUGACGAUCCACAAGCUAUUGAAGAAGACUUCCUCGGGUCAGAUGAGCUCGACUGGCUCCCCUCACAGGUCGGAAGGGCAUGGACUGGCGGGCUCUUCUCAAUGAGCUCAUUCUUUAUGUGGGACUCCAAAAGCUGCAAUGUUGACAAAACUUGACCGUCAGCACAACUUGCCCACCCAGGCAGAGGCCCGAGAAAGUCGAACCUCGAGCACUUACCUGGUCAUCAAAGCAAGCCUCUGCACUGCCCGAGACCAAGAGGGAGAUGUGAGACGAGCUGCAGGUGGUCAAGUCGCAUCUCAUUGUCACCACCCCUCUAGCAAAUGUUCCAGCUUGCAGAGGCGGAGGCGCAGCGCUGUCAAAUCAUCCAAUGAUGGCCCGUUAG